Pseudocercospora fijiensis CIRAD86 is the source of this 1182-nucleotide messenger RNA. RefSeq lists its product as uncharacterized. The coding region runs from base 1 to 1182 and encodes 393 amino acids. Gene Ontology annotation, cellular component: U2-type catalytic step 1 spliceosome; Prp19 complex; U2-type catalytic step 2 spliceosome. The record is from RefSeq and is a predicted model, not a curated record. The transcript has a single exon. Gene Ontology annotation, molecular function: U6 snRNA binding; pre-mRNA binding. NCBI's taxonomy places the organism in Eukaryota, Fungi, Ascomycota, Dothideomycetes, Mycosphaerellales, Mycosphaerellaceae.
AUGCCGCCACAAAUCAAGCAGGACUUGAAUAGGUCGGGCUGGGAAACGACAGAUCUGCCCUCAGUGUGCGAGCGAUGCCUAAGCGAUAACCCAUACGUGCAGAUGUUGAAGGAGGACUACGGCGCAGAAUGUAAGCUGUGCACAAGACCAUUCACGGUCUUCAAAUGGAAAGCCGACAGAACAUCCCGCCAGAAGAAGACCAACAUCUGCUUAACAUGCGCGCGACUCAAAAAUUGCUGCCAGCACUGCAUGUUGGAUUUGUCAUUCGGCCUACCGAUUACCAUUCGAGAUGCUGCGCUCAAAAUGGUCGCGCCUGGCCCACAGUCAGAGAUCAACCGAGAAUAUUUUGCCCAAAAUAACGAGCGCGAGAUCGAGGAAGGCAGAGGAUUGGAGGGGUAUGAGAAGACUGAUGAGAAAGCGAGAGAACUUUUACGGAGAUUGGCACAAAGUGAGCCAUAUUACAAGAAGCAGAGGCGGCUGGAGUUGGAAGAAGCAGAGGGGUCUGGUUCGGGACAGAAAUUGUUGGAAGGCGGAGAUGGUGCACACACACCAGGGCCAAUACGGACGACAGAUUCGAGAGGAAAGUCAUCAUACGGUUCAUCCUAUGGACCACCGAGAGGCGGCUCAUCAGCAAGCAGAGGCGGACGAGGAGGAGCCAGGGGUGGAAAGGGCUUUCCCUCAUCUGCUACACUUCCACCUAAGCCAGAGGAUAUUCGACCACCGGCUGACAAGAACAUCACCUCCCUGUUCGUCACUGGUGUUGAGGACGAUUUACCCGAACAUGCGAUUCGAGAACAUUUUACGCAAUUUGGUGCCUUGCGCAGCUUAGUCUGCUCGCAUCGGUCUCAUUGCGCCUUCGUCAACUACAUGGAGAGGGCAGGCGCUGAGAAGGCCGCAGAGUCAUGUCAAGGAAGAGCGCUUGUCAAAGGAGUGCCAUUGAGAGUGCAGUGGGGAAAGCCGAAGCCUCUUGACAACAUGGACCGAGAGCAGCGCAUGGAGAACGCGCGGGCCGGCAGAGCGACUCAAGCGGCGACGAAAGCGGUUGGAGGGCCAGCGCAGAGAAGGCAGAUUGAGGGUGGCGCGGCGAGCGCAUCAGCCAACGACGAUCUGGAUAGCUUGGCAGCUGUCGCUCCUCCGCCUGGCCAGGGUGAUGUUGAGUACGCUGCGAUGGCAGGGGAGUGA